AUGAAAUUAAUCUAUAUUAUCGUAUUCAUUUUUUAUUUAAAUACUAUUGAUGGUUUACCACAAGUACGUGUAUAUCCACAAUCAGCUGUAAUAUCAUCAUCAUCUGAAGUACGAUUAUUAUGUGAAAGUAGUGAUACACCAUUUGUAUCCGUUGCUUAUUGGACUCAUGUUGGACAACGUAUUGAAUUGAAUCCAUCGAUAAUUGAAAUGCAUGAUAAUGAAUUACGAAUAUUUCAAUUUGGUGACACUGCAUAUACACAACCGGGUGCUUAUGCUUGUGUUGUUUCAACUCGUUAUGGUUUACUUGAAAGUGAACCAGCUAUGUUAAGUUUACCAACAUUGGAUCCUUUUAAAACGUUAACUAAUGAAAAUAAUAUUCUUAAUUUAACUGAAGAUAAUAUUGCUGUUAUACCAUGUGAAUUACCAAAUGGUAAUCCAAGACCAAUACCAAUUUUUACAUUAGAUAAUAAACCGUUAGAUAUUGAAUCGAAAUCAAAUCGAUACAAAUUUUUACCUAGUGGAAAUUUACAUAUUACCGAUAUAAAACAAUCCGAUGCAGGAAAAUAUCAAUGUUCAGCUAAAAAUCCAUUAACUGGACAAAUUGUAAAUAAUAGUCAAACAACAAUUUUACAAAUUUUUAAUAAACCAUUAAAUAAUCAAGAUCGUAUACCAUUGACAACUGUAUAUAAACCACCUGUUGCUUCAAGAGUUCUUGUUGGAAAUAAUUUUUCCAUUGAAUGUGUUAUUGCUGGUUGGCCAAAACCAAUUGUUGAAUGGGAAAAAUAUGGUGAUAUAUUACCUGAAAAACGAAAUGAAGUUUUACACGGUACAUUACAUUUAUAUGAUAUACAUUUGGAUGAUCGUGGUACAUAUAUAUGUCGAGCAUCAAGUUCAAAUGGUCAAUCAGAUAUUGCUUAUACUGCUUUAUUAGAAGUUUUAGAACCACCAAAAAUUAUUCAACGUCCAGAUUCAGUUAUUCGAAUAAAUCGUGGAGAAAGUGUAUCAAUUAAAUGUACGUUUCGUGGUCGACCUGAACCCAUAAUUAGUUGGUUAUAUAAUGGAGAAGAAAUAACAAUUAAUGGAUCGCCUGUUACAGGUGGUAUUUUAUCUCUUAAUCAACCUAAAGAAGGUAUUUAUCAAUGUAUUGGUCGAAAUCCAUAUGGUAUUACUCAAGCAAGUACUGUUCUUAUUUUUCCGAACAGUAUAAAGCCAGAAGAAAAACUCGAUCAAGAUAGUUCAUCAAAAAAAUCUUUAAUUGUUAUUGGACCAAAUAAUAUAACAGUUUAUGAAGGUGAAACAAUUCAAUUACAUUGUUUAACACAAACAGGUUCGACUGUUCAAUGGUUACAUAAUAAUGAAAUGAUUAAUUUAAAUUUAAUGCGUCGUUAUGAAAUGCUUCCAUCCGGUGGUUUACGUAUUGUAUCAGCACAAAAAUCUGAUAGUGGAAUAUAUGAAUGUGUUGCGUCAAAAAUUGGUUUCAGUACAAAUACAGCUAAAUGCUAUGUUCAUAUACAAGGUUUGGGAUUGAAUGUUCCUGAAAAAAAAACUCUUCCAUCAUCAACUCGUGGAGAAUUAAAACUUGAAAUUCUUGAUAUAAAGCAAGUAAAUAAUAAUGCCAUUGAAUUAUAUUGGAAAACAAGUGAAUUAAUUGAAUUAUAUAUUCAAAUUCAAUAUCGAUUAAAUACACCUAAAGUAACAUGGAUAAUUGAUGAAACUAUCUAUAAUAAUACAAUAACACAUGGUAUUAUAUCAAAUCUUGAAUAUGAUCAAACAUAUAAAUUUCGUCUUAUGGCUUUUGAUUCUAAUGGUAAACAAUUAACAUCAAGUUUACCAAAACGAUUUGCAUUAAAAUUUUUAAAUCAAUUUUAUUUACCUAUACCACAAAUAACUGAUGCAUGGAUAACAACAGACGGAAAAAUAAGUUUAAAAUGGAAAGUUAAUGAUUCAUUUAGUGAUGUUAUUGAUGGUUAUAUUAUAUAUUAUCGUUCAGUAAAUUCAAAUGAUAAUUAUACAACAAUAACAAUACCAAAUUUAGUUUAUCCAAUAACAGAUACAUUUACAAUAUCAUCAAUUGAAUUAAAUGAUAAAUAUGAAAUACGUAUGGCUACAUAUUCAAAUCGUGGUUUAAGUCCAAUGAGUAAUUCAAUUGAAAUAUCAUUACCAUCAUUUUCAACUCAACGUCGUUCGCAAAUUUAUCAAAAAAGUUCUUUAAAAAAUCUUGAUGAAAUUCUUGAAAAUAUUAGUAAAAUACAAAAUCCAACACGUAUUUUACAUGAUUUAGCAACACCGAUAUUAAAUUCAACAUCAGGACAUAAAAAUUCGGAUAUUCUUUAUUUAACUAUUGGUAUUAUAGCUGGAAUUUUAUUAAUUUUAAUCAUAAUACUUAUUGUUAUGUGUAUAUUAAGAAUUUUACAACGAAAAAAAUUUAUCGCUCAUGUUAAAUCUGUAAAUGGCUCCGAAUAUUAUUGUGAUGGAUUACAUAAAAGUUUAAAUCCUGAUUAUGCAACAACACCUUGUUUACAACAUGGUGUUGUAGCUGUUGAUGGAAAAUUAAUACCAUUUACUUAUCCAACAAAUAAAAAACAAACUAUUCUAUGGAAUGGACAAAAUCCUUUACCACAUAGUUCAACAGGAAUAACAACAACUGACAAUGGUACUAUGCGUUUAAAUACAAAUCCAAUGAAUCGUUUGGAAAAUGAAAAUACAACUGAUGCACAAGAAAAUUUUUAUCAUACAUUAACACCAUUUACUACAAACAGUCAAUAUGAAGAGCAUGCGUGUACACUUAAUCAACCAACUUUAUUUGGUUAUACAAGUGAACGUUCGAAUGUUUCAGCAUGUCCAAUUCAUCAUCAUAUAAUAAAUUAUCCAUCGGAUACAUUUCCUUUAAAAACUUCUUUAAAUAAUAAAGAUAAUUUAACAAAUAAAAAAGUUAAUGGUAUUGUUUUAUCAUCACAAACAAAUGGAAUACAAUUUCAUCAUUUACAUCAUCAUCAUGCAACAUGUCAACGACAUCAAAAAUCUAAACUUAUAACAACACCAAUUGUUAAUGAUAAUGAUCAACAAAAUGAUUUAUGUGAUCGAAGUUUUUCAUCAUCGUCAGCCGGUUGUACCGGCAGUGGUGGACAUUAUUGUACACAUUCAUCAAAUGAGUCAACACGUCCAUUAAUUAAUCCAAUUCCUCAUCAACAAACAAAUGAUAAUAAUGAAAAUUUUAAACAUUCAGCACCAUCAAGUACAGGUUCAUCAUCACAUUCAUCAAGUGGUAUUGGUUCAACAAUUGAAUCUCCUUAUAAUCAUUGGAAAUAUUUAACACCAUUAUCUGUAACAACCAAUGAUAAAAAUCAUUCGGUAUCAGAUAAUAAAAUUUUAUCAUCAUCAAAAGAACAUUCAGUAACAACGAAAAUAAUUGAGCCAGUGUCAAUAUCAUAA
This is a messenger RNA of Rotaria sp. Silwood2, 3432 nucleotides long. Lineage: Eukaryota; Metazoa; Rotifera; Eurotatoria; Philodinida; Philodinidae. The record is from the annotation of a GenBank genome assembly.